Messenger RNA from Closterium sp. NIES-65, 7657 nucleotides. The record is from the annotation of a GenBank genome assembly. Lineage: Eukaryota; Viridiplantae; Streptophyta; Zygnematophyceae; Desmidiales; Closteriaceae.
UCGGGAAUUCAUCCCGGCCAUGGGUCACAAGGUGCACAAGCCGGGAGACGAGCAUCGUUUCCAUUCACUGACUCAUCCUCACGUGCACCCGCCAGCCGGCAGUCCGCGCCUCCGACGAACUCGCAUUCCGUCACGCGUGCUUGUGCAAACUAAGGCGGUCCUGUCGCGGCAGGCGAAGCGCCUUGCACGAAAAGCCGACGAGCUCGAACACGUGAUCUCCAAAGUUACAUACUGCUUAGGCGUUCUUUGCUUCGGCAUCUUCUGUUUUCUCCUCGGAUCCCGGCCCUAUGACGUUCCUCGUUUAUACGCCGCCUUCUUCCUCAUGGCCACACCCCUCCGCUGGAUCUACUACCGCAGCAAGAAAUGGCACUAUUUUCUUCUCGACUUCUGUUACUACGCGAAUGCGAUUCUGGUGGCCUUUCUCGUCUUCUUCCCCAUGAGUCAGCACCUCUUCCUCGUCUGCUUCGCUUUCUCUGAGGGUCCCUUAGCCUGGGCGCUCAUUGUAUGGCGGUGCAGCCUGGUGUUCAGCUCAGUGGACAAGAUCGUGAGCGUGCUGAUACACCUGUUACCCGGUACUGUCAUCUUCAUUAUCCGCUGGUGGGACCCGGUGACCUUCCACCACCACUCAGCGGACGACACGGGCCCCUGGCCUGCUUGGCCGCAUGUGGCGAGUAUGGGCGAGCUGUGGGUGUGGAUGCUCGUCGUGCCGCUCAUCGCCUACAGCCUGUGGCAGAUCCUCUAUUGGUUGGUGGUGGAGGUGCUGAGGAAGCGUCGGCUGGUGAAGGACCCAGAGGUGAUGACGUCAUUCCGGGAACUUUCCAAGAAGGCCUCCCGUGCCAACAACUUCUGGUGGUGGCUGAGCGGUGUGUUGGGGGAUUCGAACCGCUUCUUUAUGUACGCCCUCAUUCAGGGCGUCUUUACGGUGGCCACAGUAGCUCUCACAGUGCCCAUGUUCUGCAGCUACCGCUUCCACGCACUCUUCCAGAUCUUCAAGAUCGCUGCCUCCAUCUGGAACGGGGGAAAUUUCAUAUUCGAUGUGCUGCCACGUCAAGUGCAUGCCAAGCGAAUGAAGAAAGCAGCCAAGGCAGCAGAAGGAAGAGGGGCUAGUAGCGGUACAGAGAAGGACCCUCUGGUGGAAAGCCCGAGCUGGGAUGCGCAUUCGGGUAGCAGGGAGGAGCGCCGGGCAGAAAAACGGGCAUCUGCGGCCGAGGCGGCAGAUGCAGCGGCGUCGUUGGAUGGGGCUUUUGUUCCGCCUAUCAGCGGGGAUUUCCUGUUACCGGGUAACAACUCGUGGAGCCACGUGGGGGUGAAUGGCAGUCUCGCUGCAUACAGGGCAAGUGUGCGGGGCAAAGGGCAUGGAGGGGAGGAGGAAGAGAGUGAUGAUGAGGUACUGUACACCAUGCGUCUGUACGGCAUGCCUGGGGCGCACCAUGCUACUGACGAGGAUGACCUUAGCGAGGACGAAGAAGAUGACCCUGACAGCUCAGCAGAAGCCGGUACCGGCAGCGGUUACCUGGCGCGCACAUCAACAGGUUUAUUCGGCAGUGGAGGCUCAACCGGGGGAGGCUUAUUCGGCGGAAGCUCCUUGGCUGGCGGAGGGGGAAGCGGAGGAAGCAGCGCGGAUGGCGGUGGUAGCGGCGGAGGAGGGGGAAUGGGAGGGGGAGGGGGGGGUAUUCAGAGGAUGGAGUCAAGUCUGUGGGGAGGGUGGUGGUCUGAACUGUGGCAGGAUAGGCAGCCGCAGAAGCUCCACGCCGUGAGGCCUGCUGGGGGCUCCAGUGGCAACAGAAGACAAGUGUCGGUGCGUGCUGCAUGUGCUCUUGUCGGUGGGUGGAUAUGCCUGGGAACGCCGAGUGCAGAGGACGCUGCUGCGUGGAUCGAUGCAAUCACCAAGGCACUCACUCUGCCGCCGCCGCCUCUGCUCACCCCAGCGGCCGACGCCUCAACCCAGCCGUCACAACCGUCACACCCAUUACAACAACCGCCGCACCCAUUACAACCGUCCCCACAGUCCAAGUCUGCUUCGUCUUCCUCACCGGACCUCAUAGGCUCUCUGACUUCAGCCCGAGGCACAUCCCUUACCUCUUCUGCUCUUCCCCCCCGUCUCUGUAUGUGCCUCUGCCUCCCAUACCCCAGUUCCCCGCAGGCUAAGUCUGCUUCGUCUUCCUCACCGGACCUCAUUGGCUCUCUAAUUUCAGCCCACGCCCCAUCCCUUGCCACGCCAGCCGCCGCUGCUCAUUCCCUCUUUGGCGCCCCACCUUCGUCUGCUGAUCGUGCAGCAGCACAGCCCUGUCAACCGGUGCUGCCAGCUGCUGCUGCUGCCUCUGCUGCUGCUGCUGCUUCUGGUGCUUCUCCUGCUGCUGCUGACAGCGGAUCUGGCAGUGGGGGGGACAGCAGCGGCAUGCUCACUCCUCCCACGGGCUCCUCUCCCGCUCUCUCCUUCCAGCCUACCCCAUCCCCCUCGUCCCCGCUCCUCCCCACCCACUCCCCCCUCGACUCAUUAUCUCUCACCCGAAGCUCCGGUGGGGUUGUUGGCCCUGGGCAGGGAACAGUUGGUGGGGCAGGGGCAGGAGGGGGGGCAGGUGCGGGAGUGGCAGGGUCAACCAGGGUGGCAUCAUCUUUUGACAGGCCAGGCUCCCAUGCACCGCCUUCCCAGCAGCAGCAGCUGCCCUCCUCGUCCUCCCACGCUCCUCCUCCUCCUCCCGCCUCCUCCUCCCCAUCAUCUGCUGUUGUUGCGUCGCAAUCCAAGUGGCGCCUCGACCGCUGCCAGAACGGUCCGUGCCUGGCUGAAGUGGUGUGGGUGUUUGCUGCGUGGCUUCGUUUCUUUGAGGAGGCCAGCAGGACGCCCAUUCUCCACCGCCUAUACAAGUUGCCUGUGAUGAAAGCAGUGGGAGUGGUGAAGGCGGCACCAGAACAGAUAUUAGUUGCCUGUGAUGAAAGCAGUGGGAGUGGUGAAGGCGGCACCAGAACAGAUAUUAGUGGGAGUGGUGAAGGCGGCACCAGAACAGAUAUUAGUGGGAGUGGUGAAGGCGGCACCGGACCAGAUAUUAGGUGGGACGCCAUGUUUGCAGAGGCGCAAGUGGUGGAUGGAGGGGCUUCGAGGGCAACACUCUCUGUGUGGGAUGCCAUGUGGGAUGCCAUGUGGGACGCCAUGUUUGCAGAGGCGCGAGUGGUGGAGGCUAUUGAUGGCCACACAGACGUGGUGGACGAGAUCGAGAGACCUGUGUCUGCUAAGAUACUGGAAGAGAGAAGAAAACGGAACUUACCGUAUGUGACUGACCCUUCUCCCUCUCCUCUCUCCUCGAUUGUGGUGAGUGUGGUGCGUGUGGUGAGUGUGGUAAGACUGCAAACCGCGUUCGCAGGUGACCUUCUCCCUCUGCCCUCCUUGAGUGUGGUAAGACUGGCAAACCUUACCCGGCUCUCCUCCUUUGUGCAACUGCCGCGCUUGUUGUGGCGCCUCAAAACAUCCCCGCUCUUCUCCUCCUCUCUGCGCCUCGUCCUCUGUGCACUGCUGCGGUUGUGGAACACGUAUUGGAGAUGGAUGUGUCAGGGUGGUCCUCAUGGAUUGAUUGAGAGGUGUGAUCUCGUCCCCACCCCGCGCCUGUGCUACUCUUUUCCUCACGUACGGGUGGAGCACGUGUUAGAGAUGGACGUGUCAGGGUGGUCCUCAUGGAUCGGCAUCGGCCUGUCAUCGCAUCCCGCGCAUCUCCGCGACUCCUUGCUGCUCCGAGUCGCUGAGCCAUUUGAUGAGGAGCCAUUUGAUGAGGAGCCAUUUGAUGAGGAGCCAUUUGAUGAGGAGCCAUUUGAUGAGGAGCCAUUUGAUGAGGAGCCAUUUGAUGAGGAGCCAUUUGAUGAGGAGCCAUUUGAUGAGGAGCCAUUUGAUGGGGAGCCAUUUGAUGAGGAGCCAUUUGAUGAGGAGCCAUUUGAUGAGGAGCCAUUUGAUGAGGAGCCAUUUGAUGAGGAGCCAUUUGAUGAGGAGCCAUUUGAUGAGGAGCCAUUUGAUGAGGAGCCAUUUGGUGAGGAGCCAUUUGAUGAGGAGCCAUUUGAUGAGGAGCCAUUUGAUGAGGAGCCAUUUGAUGAGGAGCCAUUUGAUGAGGAGCCAUUUGAUGAGGAGCCAUUUGAUGAGGAGCCAUUUGAUGAGGAGCCAUUUGAUGAGGAGCCAUUUGAUGAGGAGCCAUUUGAUGAGGAACCUUUUGAUCUUUCCCACCACCUCUCAAUUCUUUUCCUCCUAUCCUCGUCCCUUUUCCCCUCCCCACCAGGCCUGAGAGAAUAUUUUGCCUGCAGGGGAGGAGCCCCUCAUUCUGGCUUACUCCUCCCUGGGCAUCCAGCGCCAUCUCAUCUUCCUUGCCUGAGAGAAUAUUUUGCCUGCAGGGGAGGCGCCCCUCUGGCCUACUACUCGCUGGGCAUCCAACGCCAUCUCAUCUUCCCCACCACCUCAGCUAUCAGCACCGGACCCACAGGUGGCUUUAUCUUCUCCGGCCUAGCCUCGGGCUCAGCCACGGGGUCAGGUUCGGGAGCCGGUUCGGGGACGUGGGGCCUGGCGUCCCUGGUUAGCCUCGGAACAGAGGAUGGGAAGAGCCAGGAGGAGACAGGAGGAGGAGGGGGAACAGGGAGAGGAGGAGCAAUAGGGGGAGCAGCAGGAGGGGGGGUGGCUGUGAGUACGGAUAGGGGUUCGGCUGGACUGGGAGGGGCGGUGGCAGCGGCUGUGGUGGCAGCGGCGGCAGCAGCUGUGGCAGCGGGAGGGAAGGGCGAGGUGGGGGGCGAUGGGAGGAGAACCCCCAGGUUGGACCGAGCAUUGUCCAACUUUCUUGAUAUGGAGGACCCCGAUGAGUUCUAUGAGUGCCGCACCAACGCUCCUUCCGAGACGUCUAGUGAUGUGAGUGGCAAGUAUUGUAGGCUGAGCACCAACGCUCCUUCAGAGACGUCUAGUGAUGUGAGUGAUGAGCAUGCAAGCAAGGGGGGGGUGGGAAUCUGGGGAGGUGGGGAGGGUGGAGAGGAGGGCGUGCUGCAGAGGGGCCUGUCAGGAGACAUGGGCGUGCUGCAGAGGGACCUGUCAGGAGUCAUGGUGGACGGUGUAGAUGCUUCUAAGCUCCCUGAUGACUGGUCCCAUGUGCCUCGGGACCUGACCCCUGACUCCCUUUCUCUGCCUCUCUUCAUCGACUGGACCAAGCUGAGCGGCUCUGUGGCCCCCAACCACUCGGGCAAGGGCAAGAACUGCUGGAGCCGACCGGAUUGCAACGUUUACAAGCUGAGGAGCAGGAGCUAUCUGACAGACGGCAGCAUGGCGCCAGCUGGCGAGCCGCUGUGCCAGCUGGUGGCGGUGGAUUGGCUGCGGCCAGAGAAGCACCCUGCAGCCCACGUGGCAGCCCACAAGAAGUGCCUCGUGCAGAGAGUACGGGCCUGCUAUGGAGACCAGGCGCCGUUCUUCAUCCUCAUCAACCUUCAGGUCCCAGCAGGCAAGGAGGUUUACUCCAUGGUCUUCUAUUUCACAGCAGAGCGCCAUGUGCUCGACCUGCCCUCCAUGCGUCGCUUUAUGGGGGCAGAUGACUCCUACCGCAACAACCGCCUGUCCCUGCUGCCAUCUGUGCCUGAGGGCUCGUGGCUGGUGAAGCAGGCAGUGGGGUCGCACAAUGUGGUGAUGGGGCAGGUGAUGGAGACGGCUUACCACUCCACAGAGGAGUACUUUGAGGUGGAUGUGAACAUGGCAUCAUCAUCAGUGGUGCGAGGCAUCAUGGGCAUGGUCUUUGGAUACAUCACAAACCUCGUGGUUGACAUGGCCUUCUAUCUCAAGGGAGAAACUGAGGACGAGCUACCAGAGCAUAUCCUAGGAGCGCUUGCCAUCAAUUUCAGCGGUUACGACCGUUUCAGACGCGUUCGUUCAGCCCGUACAGACACGAGCGUGUUCUUGAUCAGCCUUUUGCUGCGUCAGCUCAUCUCAGCAAGCGCAUGUUGCCUUUUGAUGCCUCUCUCCUCCCCAUCCAUUCAAACAUCCCACUGGCGGUUAUUUUGUAGUCGUCUCAGAGACCGUCAGCUCAUCCCAAGCCCCCCUUGCUUCCCACAUGUGGCUUGGCCAAAGAAGGUGGAGGGUGGGCUGGUAGCUUCCCUGGAUGUGUGCUGGUGGACAUUCGUAUUACGAGGGAUUGCCUUCAAGAGGCGCCUCACAAACCGUCAGCACAUCCCCAUCCCACAUGUGGCUCGGCCAAAGCAGGUGGAGGAUGGGCUGGUAGCUUCCCUGGAUUUGUGUCGGAAGACUUUCGGAUCGAGAGGCAUUGCCAUCCUGAGCAACUCUGCAGGGUUGAAGCAGUACGACCCUGAUGGCUCCUUGGCAGCAGCAAUGGAGCAGGCCCUGGGGGUGCCUGUGAUUCUUCACUCGGAGAAGAAACCUGGUGGGGGAGCAGCAGAGCUGGAGACACACUUCGGAUGCAGAGCAGAGGAGAUGGUUAUGGUUGGAGAUCGGUGUCUGACAGACAUUGUGUUUGGCAACCGCAACGGGCUUCUCACUGUUUUGACGGCUCCACUUUCUCCAGGGAAAGAUCCCUUAGUUGUCCAGCAGGCUCGCAAGUUUGAAGAUGUGCUUGUGACAACCCUUCACAGACGAGGGGUUCAGGCACCUCCGCAACUCACUCCCUCUCAUCGCCCUCGCGCACUCCCCUCCCGUCGCCUUCGCGCACUUCCCUCCCGUCGCCUUCGCGCACACCCGUCCCGUCGCCUUCGCGCACUCCCCUCCCAUCGCCUUCGCGCACUCCCCUCCCGUCGCCUUCGCGCCUCCCCUCCAAAGAGGAUGAUCACUCCCUCCCGUCGCCCACGCUUCCUUCCUGACGCACGAUCACGCUCCCUCCCCUCCCGUCGCCUUUGCGCGACGCCUCUUUCGCCCCUCCUCACUCUCUUCCGUCGCCCACGCUCACUCCCCUCCCGUCGCCCACGCUCACUCCCCUCCCCCUCGCUCAUGCUCACUCCCCUUACGUCAUGUACGCGCACACCCAUCCGUCACUACUACCGCUCCCUCCCUCCCGUCGCCCACGCUCCCUCCCCUCUAACGAGAAUGGGGACUCCCCGCGCCUUGCAACUCUCCUUCCUCCUGCUACGCCACACCCCACACUCUCGUCUCUCCAUCCCUCAUCUCCCCUUCCCUCGUCUCCCCAUCCCUCAUCUCCCCAUCCCUCAUCUCCCCUUCCCUCAUCUCUCCAUCCCUCGUCUCCCCAUGCCUCAUCUCCCCAUCCCUCACCUCCCCAUGCCUCACCUCCUCAUCUCUCAUCUCCCCAUCCCUCAUCUCCGCAUCCCUCAUCUCCCCAUCCCGCAUAUCCCCAUCCAUCAUCUCCCCUUCCCUCACCUCCCCGUCCCUCAUCUCCCAAUCCCGCAUCUCCCCAUCCCUCAUCUCCCCAUCCCUCAUCUCCCCAUCCCUCACCUCCCCAUCUCUCACCUCCCCAUCCCUCAUCUCCCCAUCCCUCACCUCCCCAUCUCUCACCUCCCCAUCCCUCACCUCCCCAUCCCUCACCUCCCCAUCCCUCACCUCCCCAUCCCUCAUCUCCCCAUGCCUCACGCCAUCUCCGCUGCACCCCGUGGCAUCGUCACACGUCGCCAUUUCCCACCUCUUCCUACUUCCCAUCCCCCUCUUCCGCCCUUCCUCCCCCCUUCUCUCAAUCCCUUCCUCUCGCCCUGA